Nelumbo nucifera (sacred lotus) is the source of this 2441-nucleotide messenger RNA. RefSeq names its product protein BYPASS1-LIKE. NCBI's taxonomy places the organism in Eukaryota, Viridiplantae, Streptophyta, Magnoliopsida, Proteales, Nelumbonaceae. The record is from RefSeq and is a predicted model, not a curated record.
CUUUUCUUCGGUGUUCGGACAUUUUUCCUUCUGUUUUAACCGAAACGCGGUGGACGAGACUCCGCUCAUAAAGGGGGCCCCUUGCGCUAGGGUUUUCAGAAUCCACCAUUGUUCAUCUGUAAUUCCUCUCUCUCUCUCUCUCUCUCUCUCUCUCUCUCUCUCUCUCUCCCCGCUUUGCUUUACGAGGUACCUUUCGGCUCUCGCCUUUGUUCCUCCCUUCGUUAUUUUUUUCUCCUUGUUUGGAUUGAUACCCAUGUCUUUGUAUGCGUUUUUCUAAGCUUUGAUGGUUGUUCAUGCUUGGACGCCAAGGAAAGGGGUUUCGUGAAAUCUCAAUUUGGACUAUUGAGGUGUUUGUCCUGUUCUUCCAUUUCGGUUGAUUUGGAAGGGAGCUUUGUUGGGAUUGAGGGUUAUUUUUUGUUGAAUUUUGAUUUGGUUUAUGGGUUUGUUUUGAGGUUUUAAUUGGGGGGAACUUGGGUGAUAAUGGGCUUGGUUUGAGGAGGCAGUGGAUCUGAUAAAGUGAGGAUUUUGGAGGGUUGUGUCGGUAGAUCUGGUUGAAUUCUGAGGUGGGUUUUUAAUUAUUUUUAUUUAUUUCGUCAGUGGUGGUCUUGCUUUCAGGAAUUUGAGGGUUUCUGAGGAAUUUGCCGGAGUUUCUUUUUUUUUUUUUUCCUGCUUUUUUCCAUUGAUGUGAGUAAAGAUGCCUGCCACAGACUAUCAGGGUUCAUCCGUGCCUUUCGCCUCUCUAGGUCGUUCGCUUCUGAGUAUCAGACGCGACCAGGUUCAUUCCAUGGAAAGCAACCAUGACCCUACCAGCCAGGAAUUGGAGCUUGAGGCGUUUCAGAAACAGGUUUCUGACCGGUUCGGCGAUCUUGCCUCUGCUAGCUCUGACGAUCUACUUUCCCUUUCAUGGAUCCGGCGGCUUCUCGAUGCUUUCCUUUGCUGCCAGGAAGAAUUCAGGGUUAUACUGUUUAACAACAGGAAUCUCGUCUCGAGAUCACCCCUUGAUCGCCUUAUUACUGAUUUCUUUGAGAGGAGCGUAAAGGCGCUUGAUGUUUGUAACGCCAUUCGUGAUGGGAUUGAGCAGGUUCGGCAAUGGCAGAAGCACAUGGAGAUUGUUCUCUGUGCCUUGGAUUCUCGCCAGAGGACACUCGGGGAAGGCCAGUUCCGUCGGGCGAAGAAGGCCUUGACGGAUUUGGCAAUUGCUAUGCUGGAUGAGAAGGAUUCUGGAUCAGUUCUCGCACAGAGAAAUCGCUCUUUUGGGCGUAACAAUACGAGCAAGGACUCUCGCUCAGUGGGGCAUUUUCGGUCUCUUUCGUGGAGUGUAUCUCGCUCGUGGUCAGCUGCGAAGCAGCUUCAGGCAAUUGGGAACAACUUGGCUGCACCUCGCGGCAAUGAGGUUGUUGCUACUGGUGGACUGGCAGUUCCAGUGUUUACAAUGGGUUCUAUUCUCUUGUUUGUGAUGUGGGCACUUGUUGCUGCAAUCCCUUGCCAGGACCGUGGCCUCCAGACUCAUUUCUCAAUCUCCCGCCAUUUCACAUGGGCUGCUCCAGUUCUCUCACUUCAUGAGCGGAUUAUGGAUGAGGCCAAGAAGAGGGACCGGCGGAAUUCCAAUGGAUUGUUGAAGGAGAUCAAUCAGAUGGAGAAAUGUGCUCGGCACAUGGCUGAAUUGGCUGAUGCAGUCCACUUGCCACUGACUGAGGAGCGCGAGGCAGAAGUCAGGCUGGGAGUGUCGGAGUUGGCACAGAUAUGUGAAACAAUGAAGGAUGGAUUGGACCCUCUGGAGCGCCAGGUGAGGGAAGUGUUCCAUAGGAUUGUGCGGAGCCGGACCGAGGGUCUUGAUUGCUUGGGCAGGCCAAAUAAUCCUGAGUAGUGGCAUCCUAUGUACAAUUUUGCUAAUAUCAUGUGAUUUUGAUUUCCUGGGUAGCAACCCUGUUGCAAGGAGGAGAAGAAGAAAGUGGAGGUGAAGGUGGAGAAAAAGAAAGAUCUCAAGUCUUCAUCGACAAUAAAAGGUUAAGCAGGUAGUGUUCUUGUAUCUAUCAUCAUACAUUUUGUAAACAAUAUAGGAGAAGUUGGAUUGGAUCAUCCUGCUCCAUGCUGCUAUUAUCCGUCUUGUGUUUUUUUUUUUUUUUUUAUUGUAUAAUGUUCAUCAAUUUUCUUUGCUAAGUUGCAUCUUCUUGUUGUGCGGAUUAUGUAAGUUGUUCUUUUCUUUUUUUUCCUCUUAUUUUGCCAGUGGUACAUACUAUUUUAGUUGGAAUAUAUUCCUUGGUAAUUGUCAUCAAAAUGGAUUGGCUGUUAUUGAUUUACAUAUGUAGAGCAUGACAUAAGAUGAUUCUGUUGGCCAUUUCUGUUUAUGGAGGAUGAUUACCUGGAAGCUGUCAUAUUUACAAAGUUGUGAAUGUAAAUUUAUGAUACACCUUUGAAGGAGUCGAAGUUUCUGCUGCCUA